Dibothriocephalus latus is the source of this 360-nucleotide messenger RNA. NCBI's taxonomy places the organism in Eukaryota, Metazoa, Platyhelminthes, Cestoda, Diphyllobothriidea, Diphyllobothriidae. The record is from the annotation of a GenBank genome assembly.
AUGGUGUACAUUGUUUGUUUGUUUUCUCUUCGACAGUUUUAUAUAUCGGAGGCGAGUCGCUUUGCCACCGUGUCAGAACUCAUUCAACACCACGAAAAAACGACCGAUGGGUUGGCCUGUCCCCUCAUCUACGCGGUCUCCAAGAAUGAUCGUCUCGGCGGCAGCAACAACACUCUUGACGCCGAUAUUGAUGAGUGGGAAAGUAACCGAACAGAUAUUGUCAUGAAACACAAAUUAGGUGCUGGUCAAUACGGCGUGGUGUACGAGGCCCUAUUCAAACCGCACAACAUUACCGUGGCUGUGAAAACCGUUAAGGUAAGCGUGCUGGCCACUUAUAUUCAGCCUUAUUUCGUCUUUUGA